Molecule: messenger RNA, 766 nt
Organism: Acanthisitta chloris (rifleman)
Lineage: Eukaryota; Metazoa; Chordata; Aves; Passeriformes; Acanthisittidae
Gene: AQP11
Product: aquaporin 11
Exons: 3
Biological process (GO): transmembrane transport
Cellular component (GO): membrane; cytoplasm
Molecular function (GO): channel activity
Source: RefSeq, a predicted model, not a curated record
CGGCUGCGCCUGCACCCGCGCCUCUUCGCCUUCCUCCUGGAGAUGUUCAGCACCUUCCAGAUCUGCGCCUGCACGAACGAGCUCAGCCUGCUCGGCAACGUGGAGCCGAAGCCGCACACGGCGCUCACCCUCACCUACGGCUUCACCGUCCUGCACGGCUUGACUCUGCCCGGCAGCACCUGCAACCCCUGCGGGACCCUGCAGCCCAUGUGGGGCGGGGGAGUGUCGCUCCAGACCGGGGCACUCAAGAUCGCCGCUCAGUUCGUGGCCGCAGUGCUCGCCAGGGCGUUUAUGCACUUUAUCUGGAGUCUGGAGAUGGCAGAGCCACAUUUCGGAGCCCUCUCGCAGGGCUGCAGCAGCCCGAUGCAGACUGCAGAGGUGCAGGCGUUCUGCAUAGAACUGCUCUUUUCUGUCGUUUUCCAGCUGGCCGUACUUCGAGCAGAGAGUGUUAAUCCCAAAUACAGAGUCCAUUUGACUGCUCUUCUCAUCACCAUGCUCGUGUACGCAGGUGGAAAUCUCACAGGAGCAAUAUUUAACCCAGCACUGGCUUUUUCAUUACAUGCAGAUUGUUUCUAUGACAAAUUUUUGAGUUACUCACUAGUAUAUUGGAUAGCACCAUCCUUGGGUACAAUACUUGUGGCUUUUAUAUGGGACGAAAUCUUUCCUCGGAUAUCCUGAAACAUCAGAUCCUGAAAUCUGGCAGUACUCCAUUAAAAAAUACUUCCAACAUCUGCAGACAUAAAGCUUUCAGAGAACUGUUGACAGA